AUUUUGGCAUAAGAAAGUGUGUAGGAAAGUGAAGUGAAUGAGGAAGAAGGAAAAACUUAAGAAAUUCAAAAUUAACAUUUGUAAAGAGUUUUACAAAUUGAGGAUUCAAUCUGGAUUCUGGUUUUGGAUUAAUGCGAAAAUUUGCAAUUGGAUAUUAAGCAUUUGUCGUGUUCGGACCUGUGAUCUGUGUUAUUCGUAAUUUGUUGAAUUUAUAUAUCGGUUUUCCCCAUCAUCAAUAAUUAUCACCAACGAUUGCCAGCGGAACGGAAAUAACACACAAAACAUUUAAGAAAACAAUUGCAAAAUUCCCUUUGGCUAAGGAUUUGCGGCGGUCACACGAGUGCUUUCAUGCACGACGGCUGGCAGCCACAAAAUUCCACGAAAUUCCAUUUUGGCAACACUAAAACAAGUAAAACAAACCAACAACAAUUAACAAUCAUUUACAUCUGUCGCUCUGGCGCCUCUACAACUCCAAUCUUUAUCCUGAAACUGAAACUGAAACUGAAACUGAGCGAAAACAACAAGGAUACGCCGGAUAGGAAUACGGCCCAGAACGACAUCGAAACUUAACGGAACAACGGAGGUACAACUGGCGUCAACAUGGAUCCACAGCAGCAGUUCUGCCUCAAGUGGAACAGUUAUUCCUCCAAUUUGGCAAUAACAUUCUCAAAUCUAUUCAAAUCGGAUCUACUCGCCGAUGUCACACUAUCCUGCGAUGGCGCAGUAUUCAAAGCACACAAACUAAUAUUGGCUGCCUGCUCGAAGAAGUUUGCCGAUCUGUUCGAGAACACGCCCACCAAUGGCCAGUGCGUCAUCAUACUGGAGGCCACAACGCCAGAUAAUAUGGCCGCUCUACUGGAGUUCAUGUACAAGGGCGAGGUGCACGUGUCCCAGGAGGCACUCAACAGUUUCCUCAAGUCUGCAGAGAGCCUGCAGGUUAAGGGACUAUCCACAGAGACCGGUCGUCUGGCCGCACAGCAGGCCCAACAGCAGCACAUGGGCGAUAGUUCGCCGCUAGAUUCGCCCACGGGGCGACGCAGCAUGCGCAACAGCCUCAGUGGCAGCAGCAUUGUGCCGGGCGGAGGAGCAGGCAUUAACCUGGGCAGUGGCUCCGGCGUGAACUCCAUUCCCGGUGGCCUGGGCAAUGGCAAUGGCUUGAGUCUGGCCGGUGCCCUCAGUGGCAUGGCUGCAGCCGGUGGCAUGGCAGCCGCUGCCAGUGUGGCGGCUAGCGGUUUGAGCGCUUUGGCGGCCAGUGCGAAUGCACUGGAUCGUUGUGGCAGUGCCGGGGGCAACAUUAUCGGUGGCACAGCAACGGGCCAUGGACCGAUGAGUGCUGGAUCCGGAACUGGCGGAAACGGUGGCAAUGGAGUGGGUGGCAACAAUGGACCCAUUAGCCUGGGCAGCGGCGCGGGCGCCGCUCUUCACCUGGGCGGAUCGACCGGCAGCUUGAAGCAGGAGUGCGACUCGAUGAUGCAUCCGGGCAGCAGCUCAUCGUCCACCAUGGGCUACACCCAUGUGCCGCCCAUGUACAGACCCAUCUCCUAUGAGCCGCUUCGCAAGCGUGCCCUGCGCAGUCCGUAUGCCGAGCAGGAGCUGCGCGGCUCUGUGCUGCGCGAUGGCUCCAAGAACUCAUCCUCCGAGUGUCCCAGCCCGAUCAACAAGCCACCGUACCAUCGUCCAUCGUCCAGUGCCUCAUCGACGGCGCCCACCGAAGCGGAUACAAUGCACUCCGAAAGGGCAUCGCCACAGUCCAGUCGCUAUGAGAACCACAGUCCCAGCACCACAGCCGGCAACGGCAAUGCCAACAGUGGGCUGGAACGCAUCGUCAAAUCGGAGCGUAACAAUGGCAGUGCCAACGAUGCCAACGAUGAUGAUCGCGAGCUCAUGGAUGAGUCAACAGAUAAUGGAGCUGAGGAUCUGCGCGUGAAGCUGGAGAACUCAAAUUACUCCCCGCCACCGCCGCCGAACUCCAAUACCUCAUCGACCACACCGAAUGCCCUGCUGGAGAACCUCAAGAAUGCAGAUGGAUCGCUGUCGGGUAAUCUGGCCGCAUCCAUUGCACCGGCCGACAUGCUGAACGUGUGGAAUGCGACCAAGAUGAACAACAAGAACAGCGUGAACACGGCGGACGGCAAGAAGUUGAAGUGUCUGUACUGCGAUCGGCUGUACGGCUACGAGACGAACCUGCGCGCCCACAUUCGUCAGCGCCAUCAGGGCAUACGUGUGCCCUGUCCGUUCUGCGAGCGCACCUUCACCAGAAACAACACGGUGCGGCGGCAUAUUGCACGGGAGCACAAGCAGGAGAUUGGACUGGCGGCUGGAGCGACCAUCGCGCCGGCCCAUGUGGCGGCAGCGGCGGCUGCAGCGGCGGCCGCCAAUCACUCACCAUAGGAAGCGGCCGCAACAGCAGCGGCAGCAGUAGUCAUGAGCGCCCACAAGGAGGCGGCAAAGCAGCGUAAACGUAAAUCACUCAAAAUGGCACUAGAGAAGUGCAUGCAGCGGCGGGAUGCGAUGGCCGCAGUGCCCGAAGCGGUAGGAGGGGGCAGCGAGGAGAUGGAGAUGGCGCCAUCACAGGCGUCUGGGGCACACACAAUACACACGAGCGGCUCAGCGGGCACUGAGCCGCCGUUCAGCUACGAGCAGCAGCAACAGAAGAUGCACCACGAGCUGGCUCAGCAGAUCAAGGCAGCGAUGGCCGUCGAACAGGCCCAACGGGCCGAGGCUGAGGCCGAAGCAGAGGCUAUGAACACAACGGCGAACACCACACACACCACCACAACCACCAAUACCACAACGGGCACCAGCGACGGUGGCAGCGGCAGCGAUGCCGAGGCCAGCGAAGUCAGCCUCGAGCGUACCAUGGAGGUGGACGAGUCCGCGCCAGAGCCACAGCCUGGCUCCGAGCUCGUUGUGGUGGAGCCGAAGAUAGAGCCCCUGUCGGACACUGAGGAUGAGGAGGAACCCGAUCAUCUGCACAUGUCCGAGCCGGAGCCGGAGGUCUACAAUCGAAUGCCACACACGCCCACCACCAGCCCCCCACACAUUAUACCGCCCAACGAGACGCCCAUAUUGACCUCCACGCCCAAGGUCAAUGUGGAGCAGUAAGAAGGAGAAGAAGCCAAGCCCCCCCCAAAGAAGCUGCUUACAAUUAGGUUAAGAAUUGACAAACGAUGAACGAAGGAUGAAGCAUAAAGGAGAGUGAUUUACAAAUGAUUUACGCGAUCGAAGAAGAAACAGAUGACUACUGUUGCAACUGCUGUUGCCCUCGGAGACCAACAACCACCAAGCAACAAAGUCCCUGGCCCCCACAGAGGCUCAGGGCAAACUAAUUAAACACAAAAAACAAAGAAUUACUAAUAUUUCAUAAGAUUUAUGACAACAACAAAACACAUUACACACACACACACACACACACACAUACAUCUCACGCACACACACACACACACACACACACACACACGAACAGAAGGCAGUAUUUGAUGUCCAACUUUUUGCAGAAUUUUUCAUUACAAAAAUAUGUUUUAGAAAAGAAUCAACCAAAAAUGAAACAAACUAAAACAAAAAUCAGAUCAGAUCAGAACAGACACAGAAACAGAGUCUCGUAGCACGAGCAUUAAACCAGAACGAGAACCAGAAUCAAAACAAGAGAUUUGUAACAGAAACUACAAAGCAAACCACAGAUAAACCGAAACACUAAACUAACAACCGAACAGAAUAAACUAUAACAACUGCAAUCCGGCUGAAAAAUUGUUUUCAGGGUGCUAAUCAAAGAAAAGAGAAACUCGCAAAACAAAACAAAAAACCAACUGCAAAAUCUGCAAAAUAAUUAAAACUAAAACUUAAAAAAAAACUCGCAAAAAUAGUGAAUGCAAAAAGUUUGAACGUUUUUGACUGGUACAGCCUCAAAUGUAGACAGAAUGAAUACUGAGACUUCAUAUAUUUGUUUUAUUCGUGUGUGUUGAAAGAGUCAAUCGGAUCGGAUUGAUAUUUUUGAUUUCCUAUAGUAAAAAAAAACACACACACAACACAAACUGCAAGUUGCCUCAAAUCAAACGAAACGAAAAGCUAAAAUAA
Molecule: messenger RNA, 4074 nt
Organism: Drosophila guanche
Lineage: Eukaryota; Metazoa; Arthropoda; Insecta; Diptera; Drosophilidae
Gene: chinmo
Product: zinc finger protein chinmo
Exons: 6
Biological process (GO): regulation of transcription by RNA polymerase II
Cellular component (GO): nucleus
Molecular function (GO): protein binding
Source: RefSeq, a predicted model, not a curated record